Messenger RNA from Vigna unguiculata (cowpea), 719 nucleotides. RefSeq lists its product as uncharacterized. The record is from RefSeq and is a predicted model, not a curated record. Lineage: Eukaryota; Viridiplantae; Streptophyta; Magnoliopsida; Fabales; Fabaceae.
UCUACUUUCUCAAAAUUAAAUUAAAAAUAUUAUUAAAUAUGAUUCAAUUUUCAAAAACCUGUCUCUUUAAUUACAAGUCUUUUCGUAUUUUAUGUUUUUAUCAAGUCUUUUCGUAUUUUCAAAAACCUUCAGUAUCUAUAUAACCGUCUGUUUUCCUAUUUACUAUCAAGUUUUAUGUUUUUACAAAAUUACUGAAAAAGAAAGCUCACUCCUCUACACUUGCUUCCAUGGCUUCCUCUUUGAGUGUCACUGCCAGAAAAACUUUAGGAAGGUUCACCACGUUUCAUUUUGUUCAUAAUCAGGAGUUUGGACAUGUUGAUCCAAUAUUUUUCGCUAUUUUUGGUGACGAAUUAGGACCCGUUUGGCACUUGGAAGAUAUUGAAGGGAAUCAACAUCAGUUAAGCUUUAAUAUGGAUUUGAAUCAUCCCGUUCUCACGGAUGGUUGGUAUAGCCUACGAGUUUUUUAUAAAAUGCAACAUAUCCAUCAAAUUGUAUUUAGAUAUGUUGGCAAUUCUACCUUUCACAUCACUGUAUUCCCUAACAUGUCUACAAUAUCAACUGGUGCCAAAUUUCUUUCAAACCUAAUUCGGUUGCGAAAAAAACAUCUCUUUAGAGUCAAAUUGUUAAAAUCUCAAUGCAAAGGAAGCCAUCUGGUGAACUUUUAAUUUUAUUAUUUUGGUUAUAUAUUUUGUUUUCUUUAUAUAUUUGUAUUUGUGUUC